UGUAGCCUUGUUCGGCAAAGGAAAAUAAAAUUAAAUUGUUUUGCUUUUAAUUUAUUUUUUAUCGAUGUAAUCGAACAAGUAAUAUCAACUACUGAUGAUCAGAUUGUAUCAGAAUGCUUGGAGAUUUAAAAGAUAUCGCUUUAUGAUGACACAACACGCAGUGAACAGAUAUAAAACCCAAUGCAUUCAGUUGGUUUUGCAUUAUUAAGAACAAACAAGUUGCAGGAGAAUGCUUUUUCCUGGGAUUCCACUGUUGCUGUUUUUCGCUUCUUUGGAGCAGGUGCGAGCCAAAUAUGAGAGUCGACUGGAGUCGAUUAAAAGGAUCGACGGAGACACCGAAACGCUGUUCGAGUUCAACUUGCGGGUCAUUGGACGGGACAAUCUGGCGAAUGGAUCCAUGAACUUCCUGGCUGACCUGUCCGACGAGUUCGAAGUGUCGACCCUGCUGUAUGUCCUUCAGCGCGGCGAGUGGAGGUCCUCGAACAUCGGCGUUUGCUACAAGUCCUGCACUUACAUCGCGAUCAUUUACGCCACCUACUUCGCGCCCUCCUUCAAGGACUCCAACUUCCCGAUCGACAAGGAGUCGUGCCCCAUCAAGAAGGGGGAGUACUACGUAAGGAACGCAGACCUGUCCGGCGCCACUUGGGCCAACUUUGGCAAGACGGGCCUGAACAAGUGCAUCAUCACGAUUAGAAAGGACGACGUGGUCUUCGGGGGAUUGGAGGUCGUCGUGGUCCUAACGGAGCAGCGUUUCUAGACUUGGUCUUAGACCAGCAGUAAAACUGCGGAAAUGUGUUUGCAAUUUCUCUAAAUGACGCACCACGAUUGGAUUGA
Molecule: messenger RNA, 834 nt
Organism: Drosophila ficusphila
Lineage: Eukaryota; Metazoa; Arthropoda; Insecta; Diptera; Drosophilidae
Gene: CheA46a
Exons: 2
Coding region: 230-757 (175 amino acids)
Source: RefSeq, a predicted model, not a curated record